Entrophospora sp. SA101 is the source of this 1650-nucleotide messenger RNA. The record is from the annotation of a GenBank genome assembly. NCBI's taxonomy places the organism in Eukaryota, Fungi, Glomeromycota, Glomeromycetes, Entrophosporales, Entrophosporaceae.
AUGGCCGAUGAUAGAGCUGGACCAGCUAUGACCACCGUUGAAAAUAUUGAUAAAGCUGAAUCAGCCAUUACAUCUGAAAAUAUUGAUAAAGCUGAAUCAGCCAUUACAUCUGAAAAUAUUGAUAAGGUUGAACCGGCUAUCACCACCAUUGAAAAUAUUGAAAAUGAGUCUCAGCACCUUGAGGUAGAACAACAAUUACAAAAAAAAGAUGACAAAGUUCUUUCUUACCCUCAUCAUGAGAUUGAAAAACACCCUCACGACCAUUCUCACGACCACCCUCACGACCAUUCUCACGACCACCCUCACGACCACCCUCACGACCACUCUCACGACCACCCUCACGACCACUCUCACGACCACUCUCACGACCAUUCUCAUGACCACGGCCACGAUCAUGGCCACGACCAUGACUAUGAACAUCAGACAAAUUUACCCUUUACGACUCAUGCUUCAGAUCAACAGCCUGAUCAACAGCCUGUCAAGCCUCAAGAUUAUGAUUUACUUGAAGCUCGAGAUAAAAGAAAAGAGACCAAUGAUCCAGAAGUUGAGGAGUAUUUCAAAGCAAAAGAAUUGUUUUUAAAAGGGAGUAAAAUUGCGGAAGAAAUUCCAACUGAUUCUGAGGAAAAAACACUGAAAGAAUAUGAACAAAAAAUAUUGGAAUCUACCAAAUAUCUUGUAGAAGCAUUUUUAAUAGAUGAAAAGGCUACUGACAUGUCAUCUAGAAUCAUGAAUUUGGCACAACAAUAUGAAAAAUUAUCAAAACUUCAGUGGGGAGAUGAAAACGAGAAAAAAGAAAACGAUGAGACGUCGACAACACAUGAACCAGAAUUCACAAAAGAGUCACUUAUACUAGUUAUUUGGCUCCUUUACAAUGGAAGACAAUUUUCGUUUUGUAUUCAAACUCUUAAUAUAGCACUGAAUCAACUUGAGUCACAACUUCACCCAAGACUUUAUCAUCUACGUGCAAUAUGUCAUUUUAAUCUUAAUGAUCACAAAUCUUGUAUUAAAGAUCUCGAACGAUUGGUUUCAAUUAAACCUGAUUUUGUGGAUGCAUACAGUAUUCAAGGUUCCAUACAUAUGUCUCAAGGUGAUAGAAUGGAAGCAGCACGUAAUUUCAAGCUUUAUAUUGAAAAGGCGAAUAAAGACUCGAUUUCUUAUUCGCAUGCUUUAUACGCGUUGGCUGCUCUCACUAUUCAGAACAACAAUUCUACAACAACAGCUAGUAGUCGUAAACAAGCGUCACAUAGUUUACGUAAUCAGCAAGCAUUAAAUUAUUAUCAAAAGGCCAAAAUAGCAGAAGAACGUUACGAGUAUUUGUAUGGACACCCUCCUGAUAUCUCAGAGGAAGAGGGUUCAAAAGUAGUUGAAAAGGAUUCUAAAAAAGAAGCAGAUAAAUUAGCACACAUCUUACAACGAUUACUUGUUUUAUCUUCAAAUGCUAAUCAACAACCUCCUAACAAAGAGAAAAAAUGCAAUUGUUGUGGAAGUCAAACACGUAAAGAUUUGAAUGCCGAAGAAAAGAAUACGGCAUUACUUGCUUGUUCAAGUUGUUUUAGUGUGAAUUAUUGUUCUAAAGAAUGUCAAAAAAAGGAUUGGAAAAAUGGACAUAGAAAAUUAUGCCCAACAUUAAAGGAUUCCAAAAAAGCUUGA